Messenger RNA from Eucalyptus grandis, 858 nucleotides. RefSeq names its product apoptosis inhibitor 5-like protein API5. Gene Ontology annotation, molecular function: mRNA binding. Gene Ontology annotation, biological process: regulation of programmed cell death. The coding region runs from base 119 to 406 and encodes 95 amino acids. Gene Ontology annotation, cellular component: nucleus. NCBI's taxonomy places the organism in Eukaryota, Viridiplantae, Streptophyta, Magnoliopsida, Myrtales, Myrtaceae. The transcript is spliced from 5 exons. The record is from RefSeq and is a predicted model, not a curated record.
UCUCCGGUUUAAUUGAGUUUUAGGUUUCUUUUAAUGCCAGGCUGUUUUUCCUAUCCUGUCCAAUGGAUGUCACACAUGCAUUGGAUUAACUACUGUUGAGGAGUUAACUAGGGCCACCAUGAAAAAGCUAACUCAGGGAAUGGCUGAGCACAAUGAAGCAAUGUCAGCUGCCAAGACCGAUAAGGAGAAGAAUACCAUUAAAACUCAGAAGCAGAACACUACAUCCGGACUGCGAACCUGCAGUAAUAUCCUUGCCAUGACUAAGUCAUUGCAUUCAAAGACACCUUCAUUUAUUGGAGACGAGCAUCAGCCUCUCCUGGAAAGAGGCAGUCAAAGCUUCUGCACCUGCGACAAAUACGGGGACUGGCAUUGGUCACAAGUCCAGGAGGAGCAGAAAGAUUGUUGAGAACGACCCGCUAGUGCUGUGAAUGGUUCCGGUAAUGCGGAUCAAAAAAGGGACGUGGAGCGGGCGGUAUGCAAAACCAGCUUGUUAGUAGAGCAUUUGAAAGUUUGUCCCAGGGUGGGCGUGGCGGUGGGAGAGGAAGAGGAAGGGGUUGGGGUGGACGUGGAAGAGGAAGAAGUUAUCGGUAGAUUGUGGCCAUGCCUAACGCAACAGACGCGGAACUUUGUAUUAGAUAUGAGGUCAGUAAGAGAAAUUGUUCUACUGAUGAAAACGAAGUUUUGGAUGUGCACUAAAAUAUUUAGCUGGUAGCUUUGACCUGGACGCAUAUCACUGAUUGUAAUUUAAGCUUGAAUACAGACUAGUCUGAUUGCAUGAUCAACAGACUGUGUGACCUAUGUCAUUUGAACCCUUUAACUAUGUUGUUGGUUUAGACCUUAGAAUAUUUUCCGGUUGUC